CUAUACGAAGCUAUAGUAAAAUGCAACGUAUAUUUGCAUAUGUUUAAAAGUAGAACGGAUUAAAAGAAUCAAUGACAGAAUCUUGAACAAAUUGCUCAAUAAUGUCUAUCGCUUCAAGGUCAUUAUCUAAUGUGGUGGUCACUGGUGGUCCUCCCACAAUCCCCGAGCGGGCACGGCGCGAGUGGGGUGACGCGGCCGCCACCGUCACUCGCUCAGUCGUCGCGUUGCCGUGAACUUGGCCUGAUCUGGUCUGUCACACUGGCCCCGAGGCCUUAUCGGAGGCGCCGCCCACGGCCUAUAAUAGCUGGGCCGGCGUCUCCCCCUGACUAUAGAGUGGGCUGUGACUCCGUCAGACAUGUUUCGCGUCCUCUGCUUCCUCGCGGCAGUCGCCGCAGCCACCGCCUGCAGGCCCUGCACUUGUGGUGUAGCUAGAGGAGCUCGUGUCGUGGGUGGUGAGAGAGUGACUCCUGGAGAGUUCCCUUGGCUAGCUGCCCUGAAGAGAGACGGGAAAGUCAUUUGUGGAGCCACCAUAGUUGCUAGAGAUCAUCUUAUCACUGCCACUCACUGCGUUCAUGGGAUUGAAGCUUCACGACUGUCGGUACUCGUUGGUGAAUAUGAUGUGAACAACUCGAGAUCUGACGGCUACGAGGUGAUCCACGUGGUCCAGCACCCUGAUUUUAACAGAUACACCUAUGACUAUGACAUUGCUGUUCUAAGACUAGCUGAUCCGUUACCAGAUAGUCUGUUCAGACCUGCAUGUCUACCCGAUGCUGAAGACAUAGAUGGUCUUGAAGGCGAAGAAGCUAUAGUGACAGGUUGGGGCAGCACUGUUGAAAAGGGGCCAGCUUCCAACGUACCGAUGAAAGCUGCCGUGCAGAUUUGGGCCCAAGAAGAGUGUUCAGGCGCAGGUUACGGUCGCAGGAAGGUGACACCGCGCAUGUUGUGUGCAAAUGCCCCUGACAGAGAUGCGUGCACCGGCGACUCUGGUGGACCAUUAUUGGUCUCCCAACCUUAUUUCACAUUAGUUGGUAUUGUGUCGUGGGGUAGAGGGUGUGCCAGGCCCGGAUAUCCUGGUGUGUACGCUAGAGUUGGACGUUUCCUGCCUUGGCUUCGAGUGGCGCUACGUCAUGCCUGUACCUGCCAACCUCCAGCUUAUGGCUGAAACUUGUUACAGACUGACAUUGGCGAGAAAAUUUUAAUAGUAACCAGUGAACAUGGCCAGUUUAUUACUACUAUGGACUAAGAUACUUUGAUAAAAUGGUUAAGAAAAGAUGCACAAAAGACGUGUCUCACACGUCUUUGUACAGUGAAAAAACUUUGAAUAAGUGGUCAUUUUAAAUUAUUCACCGUUCAACUAACAGUCUUUUAGCGUCCAUGCCUUGCAUGUCAUAUAAUAGAAGAUGAACACUUAGUACGAAUUUACACAAAAGAAAUGUACUUAGGUACCUACGAAGUACGUACCUUUGAAAUGGAGGCCGCCUAAACAUAACUGUAAAUAAUAAGAAAAAAGGUUAUAGUCUAUAGGUGCUUGUAGUUUUUGUAACUUUGUAUAAAUCAGCAUAAGCCUAUCUAGGUCUACGUUUGUCUCGAUGUAAAUGUUGUGGAUGACUAUGUAGCUAUUUCUUUACUGGGCUUAUGCACGUGUCAGUAUUAAAUUUGUAUAAAAUCUAUCCGUAUUUUAGAGUAGAUUAACCCUAAUGGCUGUGAUUACCUUAAGAUUCUAUGUAUUGUAGCUAAUUUAUAUACCUAUAACAAAAAUGUUAA
Spodoptera litura is the source of this 1764-nucleotide messenger RNA. RefSeq lists its product as uncharacterized. The record is from RefSeq and is a predicted model, not a curated record. Gene Ontology annotation, biological process: proteolysis. NCBI's taxonomy places the organism in Eukaryota, Metazoa, Arthropoda, Insecta, Lepidoptera, Noctuidae. Gene Ontology annotation, molecular function: serine-type endopeptidase activity.